Rhineura floridana is the source of this 5998-nucleotide messenger RNA. Its product is annotated as myosin-6. The transcript has 41 exons. Lineage: Eukaryota; Metazoa; Chordata; Lepidosauria; Squamata; Rhineuridae. The coding region runs from base 61 to 5877 and encodes 1938 amino acids. Gene Ontology annotation, cellular component: myosin complex. Gene Ontology annotation, molecular function: ATP binding; actin filament binding; cytoskeletal motor activity. The record is from RefSeq and is a predicted model, not a curated record.
CAGACUGAGCUACCUUCCUGUCCUGGCACCCCAGUUCUCCUCCUCCAAGGCUCUGACAGGAUGAGCGAUGCCCAUAUGGCGGAGUUCGGGGCGGCGGCUCCUUAUCUCCGCAAAUCGGACAAGGAGCGCCUCGAGGCGCAGACCCGGACCUUUGACAUCCGCACGGAAUGCUUCGUGUCCGAUGAGAAAGAAGAGUACAUCAAGGGCAAGAUCGUCAGCCGCGAGGGGGGCACGGCCACCGUGCAAACCGAGAGUGGCAAGACGGUGACAGUGAAGGAGGCAGACAUCCACCAACAGAACCCGCCCAAGUUCGACAAGAUCGAGGACAUGGCUAUGCUGACCUUCCUGCAUGAACCGGCUGUCCUCUACAACCUGAAGGAGCGUUACGCGGCCUGGAUGAUCUAUACAUAUUCUGGCCUCUUCUGCGUGACCGUUAACCCCUACAAAUGGCUGCCAGUCUACAAUGCUGAGGUCGUCGCUGCCUACCGGGGCAAAAAGCGAAGUGAAGCCCCUCCCCACAUCUUCUCUAUCUCUGACAAUGCCUACCAAUACAUGUUGACGGACCGAGAAAACCAGUCUGUCCUCAUCACCGGAGAAUCUGGUGCAGGAAAGACGGUGAACACCAAACGGGUGAUCCAGUACUUUGCCAGCAUUGCUGCCAUCGGAGACCGCAAGAAAGAUACCACAAACUCCAACAAGGGGACGCUGGAAGAUCAAAUCAUCCAGGCCAACCCUGCCUUGGAGGCCUUCGGCAACGCCAAGACUGUGCGGAACGACAACUCAUCCCGAUUUGGUAAAUUCAUCCGAAUCCAUUUUGGUGCAACGGGAAAGUUGGCAUCAGCCGACAUAGAAACCUAUCUCCUGGAAAAGUCCCGGGUUAUUUUCCAGCUCAAAUCUGAGAGAAACUACCACAUCUUCUACCAGAUCCUGUCUAAUAAGAAGCCAGAGCUUCUGGACUUGCUCCUGGUUACCAACAACCCCUACGACUAUAGCUAUGUCUCCCAAGGAGAGGUAACUGUAGCCUCCAUCGAUGAUUCCGAGGAACUGAUGGCUACGGAUAGCGCCUUUGAUGUUCUGGGUUUCACCCCGGAGGAGAAGGUCGGGGUGUACAAGCUGACGGGCGCCAUCAUGCACUACGGCAACAUGAAAUUCAAACAGAAGCAGAGGGAAGAACAAGCUGAGCCAGACGGGACUGAAGACGCGGAUAAAUCUGCCUACCUGAUGGGCCUGAACUCGGCUGACCUCCUCAAGGGACUCUGCCACCCUCGGGUGAAGGUUGGCAAUGAAUAUGUCACCAAGGGACAAAAUGUCCAACAGGUAUACUACUCCAUUGGCGCUUUGGCGAAGUCUGUGUAUGAGAAGAUGUUCAGCUGGAUGGUGGUCAGGAUCAACAACUCUUUGGAGACCAAGCAGCCACGGCAGUAUUUCAUCGGGGUGCUGGACAUCGCAGGAUUUGAGAUCUUUGACUUCAACAGCUUUGAGCAGCUCUGCAUCAACUUCACCAACGAGAAACUGCAACAGUUCUUCAACCACCACAUGUUCGUGCUGGAGCAGGAAGAGUACAAGAAGGAGGGGAUCGAGUGGGUCUUCAUCGACUUCGGCAUGGACCUGCAGGCCUGCAUCGACCUCAUCGAGAAGCCUCUGGGUAUUAUGUCCAUCCUGGAAGAGGAGUGCAUGUUCCCGAAAGCCUCCGACAUGACCUUCAAGGCCAAGCUGUAUGACAACCACUUGGGCAAGUCGGCCAACUUCGGGAAACCACGCAACACCAAGGGGAAGCCAGAGGCCCACUUCUCCCUCAUGCAUUAUGCUGGCACGGUCGACUACAACAUCCUCGGCUGGCUGCAGAAGAACAAGGACCCCCUCAACGAGACGGUGGUGGGGCUCUACCAGAAAUCAGCCCUCAAGCUCCUGGCUACACUCUUCUCAAGCUACUCUGGCACAGAUUCUGGUGGAGACAGCGGGAAGGGGAAAGGGUCCAAGAAGAAAGGAUCGUCUUUCCAGACCGUCUCUGCGCUUCAUCGGGAGAACCUGAAUAAGCUGAUGGCCAAUCUGAAAACCACCCACCCUCACUUUGUGCGGUGCAUCAUCCCCAACGAAAGGAAGGCCCCUGGAGUGAUGGACAAUGCUUUGGUCAUGCACCAGCUCCGCUGUAAUGGAGUGCUGGAGGGGAUCCGGAUCUGCCGCAAAGGAUUUCCCAACAGGAUCCUCUAUGGGGACUUCAGGCAAAGAUACCGUAUCCUGAAUCCAGCUGCAAUCCCUGAGGGUCAGUUUAUCGACAGCCGGAAGGGAGCAGAGAAGCUCUUGAGCUCUUUAGACAUCGACCACAACCAGUACAAAUUUGGCCACACUAAGGUAUUUUUCAAGGCAGGAUUGCUGGGCCAAUUGGAGGAGAUGCGUGAUGAGCGCCUUUCCCGCAUCAUCACGCGCAUCCAAGCACGAGCUCGGGGCCAGCUCAUGCGCAUCGAGUUUAAGAAGAUCCAGGAGCGUCGGGAUGCCCUGCUGGUGAUUCAGUGGAACAUCCGUGCUUUCAUGGGGGUGAAGAACUGGCCUUGGAUGAAGCUCUUCUUUAAGAUCAAGCCCCUGCUCAAGAGUGCAGAGACUGAAAAAGAGAUGCAGACAAUGAAGGAGGAAUUUGGGAGGCUGAAGGAAGCUCUGGAGAAAUCAGAGACCCGGAGGAAGGAGCUGGAGGAGAAGAUGGUAUCCCUGCUGCAGGAGAAGAAUGACCUCCAACUGCAAGUUCAGGCUGAGCAAGACAAUCUGAAUGAUGCAGAGGAACGGUGCGACCAGCUGAUCAAGAACAAGAUCCAUCUGGAGGCCAAGGUAAAAGAGAUGACUGAACGGAUGGAGGAUGAGGAAGAGAUGAACGCCGAACUCACGGCUAAGAAGCGGAAGCUGGAGGACGAAUGUACGGAGCUCAAGAAGGACAUUGAUGACUUGGAGCUGACUCUGGCUAAAGUGGAAAAAGAGAAGCACGCAACAGAGAACAAGGUGAAAAACCUCACUGAGGAAAUGGCUGGCCUGGAUGAGAUCAUCGCCAAGCUUACCAAAGAGAAGAAGUCUCUGCAGGAGGCCCAUCAGCAGGCAUUGGAUGACCUGCAAGUGGAAGAAGACAAAGUCAACACUCUCACAAAAGCCAAGCUGAAGCUGGAACAGCAGGCGGACGAUUUGGAAAGCUCCCUGGAACAGGAGAGGAAGAUCCGUAUGGAUCUGGAACGGGCCAAGAGAAAGUUGGAAGGAGACCUGAAGCUGGCCCAGGAGAACAUCAUGGACCUAGAGAAUGACAAGCAACAGCUGGAAGACAAACUAAAAAAGAAGGAGUUUGACAUCAACCAGCAGAACAGCAAGAUUGAAGAUGAGCAGGUCCUGGCCUCACAGUUGCAGAAGAAACUGAAGGAACUGCAGGCACGGAUAGAGGAGCUGGAAGAGGAGCUGGAGGCCGAGCGCACCGCCCGGGCCAAGGUGGAGAAGCAGCGCUCCGAACUUUCGCGGGAGCUGGAGGAGAUCAGCGAGCGGCUGGAGGAGGCGGGCGGGGCCACCUCCGUGCAGAUCGAGCUGAACAAGAAGCGGGAGGCCGAGUUCCAGAAGAUGCGGCGCGACCUGGAGGAGGCCACGCUGCAGCAUGAGGCCACGGCGGCCACCCUGCGCAAGAAGCACGCCGACUCCGUGGCGGAGCUGGGCGAGCAGAUCGACAACCUGCAGCGCGUGAAGCAGAAGCUGGAGAAGGAGAAGAGCGAGCUGAAGCUGGAGGUGGACGAUGUGGGCUCCAGCGCGGAGCAGCUGCUGAAAGCCAAGGUGAAUUUGGAGAAGAUGUGCCGCACCGUAGAAGACCAAGCUGCAGAUUACCGAGCCAAGUUUGAGGAGACCCAGAGGACCCUCAACGACGCCAACACACAGCGGGCCAAGCUCCAGACAGAAAACGGAGAACUUACCCGCCAACUAGAAGAGAAAGAGGCUCUCAUCUCUCAGCUCAGUCGUGGGAAGCAGUCAUACACCCAACAAAUGGAGGACCUGAAGAGACAAUUAGAAGAGGAGGCCAAGGCCAAGAACGCUCUGGCACACGCACUCCAGGCAGCCCGCCAUGACUGCGACCUGCUGAGGGAACAGUAUGAGGAAGAGAUGGAGGCCAAAGCGGAGCUUCAGCGCACGCUCUCCAAGGCCAACUCUGAGGUGGCGCAGUGGAGGACCAAGUACGAGACCGACGCCAUCCAGAGGACCGAGGAACUGGAGGAGGCCAAGAAGAAGCUGGCGCAGCGGCUGCAGGAUGCCGAGGAGGCGGUGGAGGCCGUGAACGCCAAGUGCUCCUCGCUGGAGAAGACCAAGCACCGCCUGCAGAAUGAGAUCGAGGACCUCAUGGUGGACGUGGAGCGCUCCAACGCGGCCGCAGCUGCCCUGGACAAGAAGCAGAGGAACUUUGACAAGAUCCUCUCAGAGUGGAAGCAGAAGUACGAGGAGUCCCAGGUAGAGCUGGAGGCGUCUCAGAAGGAGUCCCGGGCGCUCAGCACUGAGCUCUUCAAGCUGAAGAACGCCUACGAGGAGUCGCUGGAGCAUCUGGAGACCUUUAGGAGGGAGAACAAGAACUUGCAGGAGGAGAUUUCUGACCUCACGGAGCAGUUGAGCGAAGGGGCCAAAAGCAUGCACGAGCUGGAGAAGGUCCGGAAGCAGCUGGAAGCCGAGAAAAUGGAGUUACAGGCAGCUCUGGAAGAGGCUGAGGCCUCUCUGGAGCACGAGGAAGGCAAGAUCCUCCGGGCUCAGCUGGAGUUCAACCAGAUCAAGGCCGAGAUUGAGCGCAAGCUGGCCGAGAAGGACGAGGAGAUGGAGCAGGCGAAGCGGAACCACCUGAGGAUGGUGGAGUCGCUUCAGGCGUCCCUGGAUGCUGAGACCCGCAGCCGCAACGAGGCGCUGAGGGUCAAGAAGAAGAUGGAGGGUGACCUCAACGAGAUGGAGAUCCAGCUUAGCCAAGCAAAUCGAGUGGCUACUGAGGCCCAGAAACACCUCAAGAUUGCUCAUGCCCAUCUCAAGGACAACCAGAUCCAACUGGAUGAUGCCCUGAGAGCCAAUGAGGACCUGAAGGAGAACAUUGCCAUUGUGGAGAGGCGGAAUGCCCUGCUGCAGGCUGAGCUCGAAGAGCUGCGCAGCGUGCUGGAGCAGACGGAGCGUGGCCGGAAACUGGCUGAGCAGGAACUGAUCGAGGCCAGUGAGCGGGUCCAGCUUCUUCACUCCCAGAACACCAGCCUCAUCAACCAAAAGAAGAAGAUGGAGACCGACCUGUCCCAGCUUCAGUCAGAGGUGGAGGAGGCCAUUCAGGAAUGCAGGAACGCUGACGAGAAAGCCAAAAAAGCCAUCACUGAUGCGGCCAUGAUGGCGGAAGAGCUGAAGAAGGAGCAGGACACCAGCGCGCACCUGGAGAGGAUGAAGAAGAACAUGGAGCAGACCAUCAAGGACCUGCAGCUGCGGCUGGACGAGGCGGAGCAGCUGGCCUUGAAGGGCGGCAAGAAGCAGCUCCAGAAGCUGGAGGCCCGAGUGCGAGAGCUGGAGAACGAGCUGGAGGCGGAGCAGAAGCGCAACGCCGAGAAUGUCAAGGGCAUGCGCAAGUGCGAGCGGCGCAUCAAGGAGCUCACCUACCAGACUGAGGAGGACAAGAAAAACCUGCUGAGACUCCAAGAUCUGGUGGACAAGUUGCAGCUGAAGGUCAAAGCUUAUAAGAGACAGGCAGAGGAAGCGGAGGAACAGGCCAACAGCAACCUGGCCAAGUUCCGGAAGGUUCAGCAUGAGCUGGAUGAAGCCGAGGAGCGGGCAGACAUGGCCGAGUCCCAAGUCAACAAGCUCAAGGCCAAGACCCGUGAAGUGGGGGGAAAGAAGCUUCAUGAUGAAGAGUGAGGUUUGAAAAUCCUCACCUGAGCUGCAGAAGAUUUUUCUUGCUAGCCCCUUUCUCUGAAUAUGAUGUAGCACAAAUAUAGUCUAAUUAAUAAAUUUGAACAGCAGAUUUAAUCCUCAGAUU